AUGGCAGAAGGGGGUCCACCAGCAGCUGCAGCAGCUUCUUCUUCUUCUUACACAGACCAUGACAUUAAUCAAGAAUAUUUCGCGAGUUUAAUUGAGAUGGGAAUUCACAAGGAUGACGCCAGACAGGCGUUGAGACUUGUUAAUAAUCGAAGUUUGGAAGAAGCAUUGGCUAUUGUUUUAGGCGAUCCAUCCUUUAUUCCUCCAGAAUCUUCAACAUCAACUAGUGGAGCGAGCAUAGAACAAGUUACUGAAACACCUUACGAAUCGAAUGUAAUACCAACGGAUACAGAUACAACUGACGCAAACAUGCUCACAUAUAAAAUGUUAUUCGUUGUAAAUGGCUCUCUUCCUAUGAGUUCAGGCAAACUUGCAGCGCAAGUAGCUCAUUCUGCAAUUGAUUUAUAUCAACAGAUUCUUAAUCGACGUUUGAUGGCUUUGAAUUUUUGGAGUAUAUCUGGACAAAAGAAGAUUGUCGUUCGUGCGAAUUCAGCAGAAGAAUUAUUGGAUAUUCAACAACGUGUAUCAGUUCAUAAAUCUGUUUUAACAUCGAUUAUUCGUGAUGCUGGCCGAACAGAGAUAGCAAGUGGAUCAAUCACAUGUCUCGGUAUUUUUGGUACAAAUGAUCAAUUAGAUCCAAUCACUGGUCACUUAAAAUUAAUGACGGACUGUCUGAAAUGUGGUGGAGGAAAUAAUCAACAACAGAAAUCAAAGAAAAAUAAGAAAGAUGCAGAAACAGCAUCGAAUUCAACACCAGACGACACAUCGAACACAUCAUAA
Molecule: messenger RNA, 777 nt
Organism: Adineta ricciae
Lineage: Eukaryota; Metazoa; Rotifera; Eurotatoria; Adinetida; Adinetidae
Source: the annotation of a GenBank genome assembly